Molecule: messenger RNA, 1075 nt
Organism: Gossypium raimondii (Peruvian cotton)
Lineage: Eukaryota; Viridiplantae; Streptophyta; Magnoliopsida; Malvales; Malvaceae
Product: plant intracellular Ras-group-related LRR protein 5-like
Exons: 2
Coding region: 638-1009 (123 amino acids)
Source: RefSeq, a predicted model, not a curated record
UAUGAGAACGAGAUAAUAGCCCUUUGCUUUUCUGCAUCACAAAUAAUAUUUUCUGUGCCUUUGUAUAGAUAGCCAUUUGGAUCAGUUGCAUGCUAGCUUUGCUUUUUGCUGUUUUUGUAUUCUUUCUCCCUAUAUGACUAUGUUGAGUCAUUUGAUUAUAGUUAUUGGAGAUUUGAAUCUCGGUUGUAAGUCACCAUCUACUGAAACAACUAUAAACUUGCAUCUUACCGAGAUCUGACUAUCCCUCACCCCUCCCCUCUCUUCUGUAGCAUAUAGCAACAUUUAUUCUAGUUUUCCUGUCCACUAAAAAAUGUUGAAAGAUCAAACAAAUUUAUGGUAUUGGUCUGAUCAAUUCUGCUUCUACAUCAUCUAUUUACAAUUGUAACAUCUAUGUUUUGUUAUUUAAAGAUACUCUGUGUGGUUUGGAUUAAGGUCCCAGUUGUAUAUGAAGAGAUGAUUUUGUCUGGUUGCACUCCUGAUAAGAAAGCUAGGGCAAUGUUGCGGUCUGCUCUGAUAUACAUGAAGCAGGCAGUGAAGUCAUAGUUGACAAUCCUUAAUCCAUAUGGCUAAAGCAAGUCAUGACUGAACAAAUUGUUGUUUGAGUUAUCAGUUUGAGGUUAGUAGACAUGAUCUUUUAAUGUAUGAACAUUGGGAUUCUUUCAGAUUAUUGUCAAAAUUGAGAGUUUUCCGAGCUGAUGAGACUCCCUUGGAAGUUCCACCAAGAGAAGUAAUCAAAUUGGGUGAUCAGGCUGUUGUUAAGUUCAUGGCUGAUCUCGUAGCCAAGAGGGAUACCAAGGUAGCACCACCAAAGAAGGAGAAAGGUUUUUGGUUCAGGAUUUGCUCGAUUUGUUGGCCAUUCCAGACCGCAAAUACGGACGACAAGAUGUGUGUGUGUGGUUUUUUUAUGCCAGUUCCAUUACUUUGUAAAUUAUUUGUGAGAUUGGUGAGCUUUUCUGCAAAGUUCAAAAUCCUGAUUGCUUGCAAGUGUUUUCAGAUUCAAGUGAAGUGAAAAACCUACAAUUGUAAAUCUUUUGGCAUCUAUUCUAUAGCAUCCAAAUUCUACUUUUAGUAUAAA